Messenger RNA from Dreissena polymorpha, 2739 nucleotides. RefSeq lists its product as uncharacterized. The transcript is spliced from 3 exons. Bases 336 to 2498 code for a protein of 720 amino acids. Lineage: Eukaryota; Metazoa; Mollusca; Bivalvia; Myida; Dreissenidae. The record is from RefSeq and is a predicted model, not a curated record.
UUCAAAUAUUUGCAGGAACGGGUUGAAUGCCGACUUGGGUAAGGCUUUAAUUAGUCAAGUGUUUGAUUUCGGAUUAUAAUGUGUGGUAUAAAGCAUGCGCACAGAAAUGAGAAUAUGCAAUUAACUUGGGACGACGACUUUGUUAAUGCCACUUUGCUAUAGGUGUCCCUACUUGUCGUGUACCAGAUUUGGAUUGUGUUGUUUGGACGGUACGUUACCUUGAGAAAUACGUCUACAGGUACGUGUUUGGACGGUACGUUACCUUGAGAAAUACGUCUACAGGUGCGUGUUUGGACGGUACGUUACCUUGAGAAAUACGUAUACAGGGACCCUGGAUGGAUGGCCUUUUUGACGUGGGAGAGACGCCAACGUGCGGGGAGCACCCGCGUACAGCAGCUGAAGCACUCUGCCUCAAACACCGACAGUUCGUCUGCAUGAAAUGUAUCGUGGAAGACAAAAAACACAGCUCGAAGAAAUGCGAGACUAAGACGCUGAGGAACAUGUGCUCCGAGAGCGACCAGAAGCUCGUGCAGCUACUGCUCAUGAAUAAAGCAAUUGUAAAGCGGCGCGAACAACUCGAGAAGCACGUGACCCACGCGGAGCGGAAGCGCGAGGAGCUGCGCGCGCAGAUUGACAGUUAUUACACGGAUAUCACGUUCUCGCUGCAGAAAAAGUACGCACAUGCACUGAAGUACGUCGAUGAAAAAACGAACAUCGUCAAAGAAAAUAACACCAAUAGAUUGCAGGCUAUUGACACAGUCAAAGCGCUAUUUGAGGGCGAAAUUGGUCGUUUGACAGAUAGAAAAUCCAAAGCGAAAGAAAUCAGCAUGGCUGAACUCUCAAAACGUGAGCGGUCGCUUCCGGCCACCUGUCUGACCAUUGUGACAUUGUUUCAAUCAAACAAGCAGCUCAAAGAGGCGGUCUCCUCGCCGCUGGGUGAGAUUUCGUACAUCGAGGACGACUUGGAGGCUUAUGACAUGCUGGACGAGGGUGGCAUCAAAUCGAAUCCGCCGUCUGGGAACGGGAACAGCGUGGCUGGUCCAGAUUCACCCCCAUACAAUCGUUACGAGGCUCCCAUAAAGAAAACGAACAAGCCGUCGAAGAGCAAUAGCGACGCUUACGAGGAUCUCGUGCAUAGGACGGGGUUACCUGAACCACUUCCGGUUCCUGAUACCCCUCCUCUGGCGGGCUCUAGCUACGAGCGAACCGUGACCGACAUUGCGACAGAGCCCAAGUUUGACGAUUAUUGCAACGCGGAUAAAGGACGAGUGAUCGACACCUCGUGUCCGACUGAGCAGUCCGAGUCCAGCCCUACAGACCCCGGGACGCUUUCUACACCCACGGGAAGACGAGCACAAUCCUCCCUCCGCAGCAACUCAAUCGUGGAGAAGUAUUUCCCCGGUAUCGAGUCAGGCGUAUCCUCUGUGAAACCAACCACGCCCAUUAACGACAAGGUCCCGACGUUUGUUGCCCAAACAUCCCAGGUUUUGCAGCAUAUAGUCUCUGUUCCAAACAAAAACGACAGCCAAACUCCACCCGUUUCCAAACAUGAAACAUCAAAGAUUAUACCACAAAGCACUGGGUAUUUGUCAAUAUCAGGAGUAAAGUUAGACAGCGGAGCGAUCCCAGCUGGAUCUAAGAUCACAUCUAAAGCCGGCACUGCGAGGUGCAAACAGAAAUGCGUUGAGACGCGGUCAGUUAAACUAACCGGAGAGACGAUUCGCCGACGCCGACUGACGUGUGCGGUUCUACUUCCUGCCAACCGCCUCGCGUUCCUAGACGAGCAGAACUCGAGCGUUCUAUUGGCGAGGACUGACGGACGGCUGAUCUGCGAGAUGGAAGGGGAGCAACUCUUGUACAUGGCGGGUUGCGGCAGGGACGAUAUCGCUGUGUUAGGGCGGAGCAAGGGUCUACAUAUCACCGUCUACAUGGCGUUCGGGGAACGAAGUCUUGAACGGCGGGUCUGCGUUCAGGUUGCAGCGCCGGAAAUUUCCGUCGUCAACGGCUUCCAGUUUGACGAUACUUUGCGAGAGUUCGCUAUUGGGGGCGCCGGCAAGGUUUUGAUUAUCCAGGAGUCUGGCCGCAUGAAGACAUCGGUGACGUUCAAGAACUCGCUGCCCGAGCGCUGCGACGCACCGGACGUGCGCACUUGUUACGACUUUCAGGACAACAGCGUGUACAUGCUGUUCACAAAAACGUGUUCAUUGGUGAAGUAUAAUUUUAGUAAGCAGGAAGUCGCAUGGCAGACGCGCUUGGAGAGCGGGAAACAAACUCCGUCUAGCCUAUGCCUGGGAAAAUCGCUGGUAUACGUCGCAUUUCCGUCAUGUCUUCAAACCUACUUGAAGGCGACCGGAAUUUCCGACUGGCCGGUCGACACUUCGUCCGUGCUCAAUAAUAUUUCGGGAGUGAGCGUGGAUGAACGCGCCAGUCUGGCUUUGGUCACUUUCGCUGGGGAAAACGAAGAUGCCCCAAAUACUUUCGCUAUCGUUGGCUUGUGAACCAAAGCCCUGCCUUAAUGCACUUUUAAAGAACGGAUUUUAUACUUAAAAGCUUACGUACAGGCUUGAAAACUAUUGGGCUGUUCAAAUUGAAGAAACUUUUCAGCCAGGAAAAAACUUGGUGUCGAUGUUAUCAUUUGAAACUUAAAUUCAUGACGUUUUUACAAGCUAUACACAAUAUAUAAACUGUAACAAAACUGCUGUUUAAAUUAUGAUUUGUACUGAGUUAUGAUCAAGUUCA